AUGGCCACCAUGGAUCCAACGGACGAUGAGAUCUCGCAGGUCAUUGACUUUGCGAAUCUCGAUCCUCACCAAGAUCGGACCUUGGUUAUCCAGGCCUUAAAGAAUUGCUCCAGGAAUGUAGAAGCUGUGGUGAUGGAAUAUUUCGACGACGCUGCUGCGUUUCGACAGAAAUAUAAUAACAAAUGGAACGAGGGUUUCUUCCAAGGAGACAGGGAAACUGUUGACAAUCGCACGGGCAUCUCAUUCCACCUGGAGUCCCUUGAACACAGUGAAAGCGUGCCUUCAGCCACGCCGCCGAGAGAAGCAUACGCAUCAGGCGCACCUUCACGGCCCCCGUCUAGAUCGAAUGACAAGUCACCGCUGGGGCGCAUUGUAGAAUGGCAAGCUGGUGAUAUCGGACCAGCACCGAAUUUCCAGGGCCCUGAGGAGGAUGAAAUGCAACGAGCCCUGAGGGAAUCCGCCCAGCAAGCUGGUAUAACCUUGGAGCACCACGACAGCACUGCGACACAAUCAACGCAACAGGAACCGUUCUUCGGACCCGCGACGCGAACCGAUUAUGACAAGGCUGACUGGUCCAUGGUUCCAGUAGGUACUAGCAAUACAUGGGCAGCCGCUGAGCACAAGGCAUCCGCAAGAAAACGUGCCGAGGGUGCCCCAGCCGUUCUUGUACAAGGGAAUGGUGUUCAUGGAAAUCAUGCGUUAGGCGGAUUACUGACAAUAUUGCACGAAAUCCCUUUAGCACGCAACACACUUUUGGAUUGCGGCUCACCUGCUGAAACGUAUGGAUUCGCUUCCGACUGGUGGAAUGGUCGUGAGAUUUUGCCAGCGGAAACUCCAUUGCAAAAUAGCGAGGCCGCCUGGCAGGAUAUGCCACAGAAAGCUGUUUUUGAGGAGGAACUUCAUCGAUUAAUGGCGUUUCUUGACUCUACGGAACGAAGCUAUGGCACUGUUAGCGUGCUACAUAGCCUUAUACCGUACGCUUCGUUCGACACAGAGAAGCAGUUUUAUGAAUAUUUGGACCAACGAAACUCGGAAAAGCUGGAUCCAUUAUUUCAGACGGCUUCGCCCGCUCACGUCCACAGCGACGAAAUUGAGGACGAAAUAGCCAGGUUUGGGCUUUUGGAAUUCGAUCUUCGGCGAGACGCGUACCACGACGUCACCACCUUGUACGAAGCGAUUGAUCAUCUUAUGUGGAAUGACGCGCUAUCGUGGGAUAACUUUGAUGACACAACCAAAAUGGCCGUUAUAACAAGCACAGGAGAUGUUAUGGCUAUCAAGAUUGGAGGAGACGGACCAGCGGAGAGCAUUGAAAUUCCAGCAAACUUCUAUCCAGAAAGAUGGCUGGCGAGUAGAAAGGACGAAGCAAGACGGAUUCAAGCUGCAUGUGUUUUGACUAAGCGUCAGAUGGCAGCAGUGGCGCUGAAGGGCAAGGCUGAGAAUCAAUGGCUUAACGACUGGGGCCAGCUUAAACAUACGAGACGAGACACCUUGGAGCAAGGUAUUGCUCAGUGGAACGUGUAUGGAGAAUACCUAGAAGGAGCUGGCCGCCUUGAGACUAUGCGGGCUUGUCAGUUUGACACGGACCGUUUUCCUGACUACCACGCUGCACCAGCAACAAUGAAUAUUGAUUGUACAGUCAAGCGCAAGAAGGUUGACGAAGUCUUGAAGGCUGCAGAGAAAUCAAUGUCUGAGCUUGACGAGCACAUUGAGCACUAUACGAAGCAAAUGGAGGCAUUGCAGGCCAAGCAGCGCUUCUUGGGGCAACUAUUGACGAACCCCAACAAGACUGGACGUGCGAAGCCAAUGACAUGCAAGCAAUACUCGUUGCGAGGUAUUGCUACUGAUGUCAAUGUUGUUUUUGUUUGCCAGCGCGCUGAAAUCGACCUUAUUGAUCUUGAAGGCGAAGGAUCAACUGGCGACCAGUGGUGGAAGCUCUCAUAUUCAGGCGACACUGUGGGAACAGUCAACGCUGAGAAACUAGAUAUACAACAGGUAUUGACGCAUGUUUGGAAGCUUACAAAGACACCGACUCUUAUUUACGCUACGGAAGCGGCCCUUUCGGCUACACCAAAGCCGCUCUCAGCGCCUCUGGACAGAUUUGCGCGGGCGGAUAACAAAGCAUUCCGCCAGGAAUUGAACCAAGAAGUCAUGAUGGAGACGGAGCAAGAGAUGGAAACAACGAGAGGCAUGAUGGUCGACCCGAUCUCGCCGUCAAAGCGCAAGCACCGCGAUGACAGUGCCGAUUCGUUAGACACAAACCGAGCAUCAAUAGGCACUGACGGUGUCAACGCUUUUGAGGAUCCAUUUGCAGACCAAACACAGGGCCCUGGAAUUGCAGCUGGCGAACUGCCCCCAAACUACUCGGAAGCACAGGGUCCAACGUUGGAUAGAACACCUGAGGAACCGUUGACGCCACCUCCAGCUCUACCACCUCGACCAGAUGGAUUCUUUGACGAACCACAUGCUGAGCAGAACGGGUCUGAACCGACUAGUAGCAGUGUACCAGCAGCACCUGAGAUGCAAGUCAGAGAAGGUGCUUCCAUAUUCAGCUCUCGACCGUCUCAGCCCGGCAUCGGGGGAAUUGCCGAGGCGACACUGGAUAUGGAUUUAAGCAAACCUUGA
This is a messenger RNA of [Torrubiella] hemipterigena, 2622 nucleotides long. Lineage: Eukaryota; Fungi; Ascomycota; Sordariomycetes; Hypocreales; Clavicipitaceae. The record is from the annotation of a GenBank genome assembly.